GCUGGCCACCGCGCGCUCCCCCAGCGCUGAGUGUCUGAGAGCCGUUGGCUGCUCUGAACCGUUUGGCUCCUUCCCUUAGUAACAGCUUUUACAUUCUGCCUCAAUUCCUCUUCAAUCUAAAUCACACACGCACACACACACACACACACACAGAGAUAUUACUUCCCUCCCCCCUUCCUCGGGACUUAAUCUCUCAGCCCUCCCCCCCUCUCUUCCCCCACCCCUUCCCCCCCCCUCGCUCUGGCUUGGGAUCUAAUUGAAUAUCACAGCACUGUUUGGUGGCUAUUUAUUCCCCCCCCUUUUCUAUUUUGUGUUCUUUUUUUUUUUUGGCUUGGAGUGGGCACCUCAGCUGAGAGGGAGCUUGUAUGUGUCUCUAGCUGUAUAAAGAGGAGGAAACCCAGGGUGCAUUUCUUUUGCCUCCAUUGCAAAGGAAAAGGGGGGAGGGCAAAAGCAGCCACUCAGCCAUCAACUGCAAGAGAGAAGAGAACUGAUAAAAAGAAUGCCAAAGACAUACGGAGCCAUCACAAAAAUGAAAUUACCGAAAAGAACAAAUACAAAUAUAGCAUAAGAUCACUGCCAUGGGAAACAGAGCAAGUUCUGUCUAGAUUCAGGGCCAGAUCCUCAGCUGGUUUAAAUCUGCACAGCUCCACUGAAAUCAAGAGACUUGCCAACUACUCCAUCCAUAUUGGCCAGGGGUUAAUUUGGAAGCCAUGGCCCUCCACUUUCAAAGAAGCACCAACUAAAAUCAGCAUCAUCUUCCUGUGACUGGAGACAGCAGACAGGAGAACUUCCCUACAUCAAUGCACUGCCAAUGGUGGUGUAAUACCAAGGGCUGCACUGCUGCCACAUCACAAUUUUGUGAGGUUUCAGAGAGUAGUUCUGGGUUAUAUCCUUUGUCGUGACCUCAUGGUUUAAGUGGGAAUAAAGAUGAGUAUAAGCAGUGAUGAGGUUAACUUCCUGGUAUAUAGAUACUUGCAAGAGUCAGGGUUUUCUCAUUCAGCAUUUACAUUUGGUAUAGAGAGCCAUAUCAGCCAGUCUAAUAUAAAUGGUGCUCUGGUGCCACCAGCUGCUUUGAUUUCCAUCAUCCAGAAAGGUCUGCAGUAUGUAGAGGCUGAAGUCAGUAUUAAUGAGGAUGGUACCUUGUUUGACGGUAGGCCAAUAGAGUCUCUCUCACUGAUAGAUGCAGUAAUGCCUGAUGUGGUACAAACAAGACAACAGGCCUACAGAGAUAAACUUGCACAACAACAGGCAGCAGCUGCUGCUGCUGCAGCUGCAACUAAUCAACAGGGAUCUGCGAAAAAUGGAGAAAAUACUGCAAAUGGCGAGGAGAACGGAGCACACACUAUAGCAAAUAAUCAUACGGAUAUGAUGGAAGUGGAUGGAGAUGUUGAAAUCCCUCCUAACAAAGCAGUGGUGCUGCGUGGUCAUGAAUCUGAAGUAUUCAUCUGCGCCUGGAACCCCGUUAGCGACCUUCUGGCCUCAGGAUCUGGAGAUUCAACAGCACGGAUAUGGAACCUCAGUGAAAACAGCACCAGUGGCUCCACGCAGCUGGUACUCCGACACUGUAUACGAGAAGGUGGGCAAGAUGUACCAAGCAACAAAGAUGUGACAUCCCUGGAUUGGAAUAGUGAAGGUACACUUCUAGCAACCGGGUCGUAUGAUGGAUUUGCAAGGAUAUGGACUAAAGACGGUAAUCUUGCCAGCACCUUAGGGCAACAUAAAGGACCUAUAUUUGCAUUAAAAUGGAACAAGAAAGGAAACUUCAUUUUAAGUGCCGGAGUGGACAAGACCACAAUUAUUUGGGAUGCCCAUACCGGAGAAGCCAAGCAGCAGUUUCCCUUUCAUUCUGCACCAGCAUUAGAUGUUGACUGGCAGAGUAACAACACAUUUGCUUCUUGCAGCACAGAUAUGUGUAUUCAUGUCUGUAAAUUAGGACAAGAUAGACCUAUCAAAACCUUCCAGGGUCACACAAAUGAAGUAAAUGCAAUCAAAUGGGAUCCGACUGGUAAUCUUCUGGCAUCCUGUUCUGAUGACAUGACUUUAAAGAUCUGGAGUAUGAAACAAGAUAGUUGUGUCCAUGAUUUACAAGCACACAACAAAGAAAUUUAUACUAUCAAAUGGAGUCCUACAGGACCAGGAACAAACAAUCCAAAUGCCAAUCUUAUGUUAGCAAGUGCAUCCUUUGAUUCUACUGUUAGGUUAUGGGAUGUAGACAGAGGAAUUUGCAUCCACACUUUAACGAAACAUCAAGAACCUGUGUACAGUGUAGCUUUCAGCCCUGAUGGCAGGUACCUGGCCAGUGGCUCUUUUGACAAAUGUGUUCACAUCUGGAAUACACAGACAGGUGCUUUAGUUCACAGUUAUCGGGGAACAGGAGGGAUUUUUGAGGUUUGCUGGAAUGCAGCAGGAGACAAAGUUGGAGCAAGUGCUUCAGAUGGUUCAGUUUGUGUAUUAGACCUACGGAAAUAGCGCUACUAGUUGGAAGCCAUGGACCGACUAUGAAUGUGUACAUAGCCAAAAUGACUGUCCCUAACCCAUGUACUGCUAUAGUCCCAAUUGAACCAUGGCCAGUCCAGUACAGCCAAACCUAAAAGAAAUAUAUACAUAUACUGUAUAUAAAAUAAAAUAAAGAUUACACCCUGAA
Messenger RNA from Chrysemys picta bellii (western painted turtle), 2644 nucleotides. Lineage: Eukaryota; Metazoa; Chordata; Testudines; Emydidae. The record is from RefSeq and is a predicted model, not a curated record.